Molecule: messenger RNA, 1663 nt
Organism: Eptesicus fuscus (big brown bat)
Lineage: Eukaryota; Metazoa; Chordata; Mammalia; Chiroptera; Vespertilionidae
Gene: CAPZB
Product: capping actin protein of muscle Z-line subunit beta
Exons: 9
Coding region: 18-923 (301 amino acids)
Biological process (GO): cell morphogenesis; negative regulation of filopodium assembly; actin cytoskeleton organization
Cellular component (GO): cytoplasm; F-actin capping protein complex
Molecular function (GO): actin filament binding
Source: RefSeq, a predicted model, not a curated record
CAUACGGCCUGGACACGAUGCACCCCAGCAGGCGCAGCCUCCCUUUCCCCCUGAACUGUCAGCUCGUAAGGGUUGGAACUGCUGAUUAUGGAGGUGUCUUGGAUCAGAGUGAUCAGCAGCUGGACUGUGCCUUGGACUUAAUGAGGCGCCUGCCUCCACAGCAAAUUGAGAAAAACCUCAGCGACCUGAUCGACCUGGUUCCCAGUCUAUGUGAAGAUCUCCUGUCUUCUGUUGACCAGCCACUGAAAAUCGCCAGAGACAAAGUGGUGGGAAAGGAUUACCUUUUGUGUGACUACAACAGAGACGGGGACUCCUAUAGGUCACCAUGGAGUAACAAGUAUGACCCUCCCUUGGAAGAUGGGGCCAUGCCUUCUGCUCGGCUGAGGAAGCUGGAGGUGGAAGCCAACAAUGCCUUUGACCAGUAUCGAGACCUGUAUUUUGAAGGCGGCGUCUCAUCUGUCUACCUCUGGGAUCUGGAUCAUGGCUUUGCUGGAGUGAUCCUCAUAAAGAAGGCUGGAGACGGAUCAAAGAAGAUCAAAGGCUGCUGGGAUUCCAUCCACGUGGUGGAAGUGCAGGAGAAGUCCAGUGGCCGCACCGCCCAUUACAAGCUGACCUCUACGGUGAUGCUGUGGCUGCAAACCAACAAAUCUGGCUCUGGCACCAUGAACCUUGGAGGCAGCCUUACCAGACAGAUGGAGAAAGAUGAAACUGUGAGCGACUCCUCGCCACACAUAGCCAAUAUUGGGCGCCUGGUAGAGGACAUGGAAAAUAAAAUCAGAAGUACGCUGAAUGAGAUCUACUUUGGAAAAACAAAGGACAUCGUCAAUGGGCUGAGGUCUGUGCAGACUUUUGCAGACAAAUCAAAACAAGAAGCUCUUAAGAACGACCUGGUGGAGGCUUUGAAGAGAAAGCAGCAAUGUUAAACCUCUGCUUCACGCUAACCGGACAUGCCAUGCACUCGUUAGAUCCCUUUCUUAGAAAACUCGUUUUCUGCUCCCUUCCCUGUCCCUUUCCUCCCCGACAGGUCACACAACACCUGCGUCACCGACCUGCACAGCGCCAUCACACCCUGAGAAUAAAGCCGCUAAUACCCUCUCCGUCUCCAAGGCCUGCUUCCCACCACGUUUUGCUAUCAGAACUCGAUGUUUCCAUAGAGACCAUGUGUGUUUUGUUUGCCCAGGCUCCACCCCCCCAUUUAUAGGCAUAAAAUACACUGUCUGUCUGCCUCCCCUUCCUUCCCACCUUUUUGUUACAUUGGUGUAAAAAAUGUAAAACAAAAAAAUUUUAUGAAAUAACUGUGGUGUGUGAAAGAAGAAAAACUGGAAAUCUGAUUCCACGUGUGUUUGGGAGUUGCUUGGGGUUGGGAUGGGGAGCAGGGGACAGCUCUGGGAGGAAGGAGAGGUGGCCCUCAGCACUGUCCUGCACGCCUGGCCCCCGGCCUCAGAGACCACAUUAUGGGGCGCGGGGGGCCUGCGACCGUCUGCUCUUCUGGCCAGGUGCUUUUCUGUCAAUUUUUAUGGAAUGCAAAAGGAGUUUUUUGUUUUAUUUUGUUUUUUUUGUAAAGCUUAAAAAAAAAAUCUACAUCUUAUACUUGAGCUUCCAUACUUAAAAAAAAAAAAGGUAAAAAAGAACAAAAAAAUAAAUAAAAAGAAACUGGGACGCA